AUGAUGGAAGAAAAACGUAGUCGGACUGCUAUAAAGAGAAAUCUACAUGACAUCCAAACUAAAUUUAAAGAAGUAGUAGCCUACAAUGACCAGCUCGAAAAGUAUCUUGAAGGAGAUGAAGAAAUACUCGCGGACAUGUAUAUCCUCACUGACUUAACAGUCGACGUAAAUUGCAUAACUGGCAUGGUACAGGAACAUCUACAAGACCGAACCGGUGAGACCUCGACAUACAUUGGUUCAGAGACUAGUUCACAGCACAGUAGUCCAACCCCCGAGCCCCAAGUGGAAGGUGAUGAUCAAGAUGAAACUGACAAGCAGAAACUGGAAGAACUUGAAGCUGAACAGAAGAGAAAAGAUGAAGCAGCCUACCUAUCAGAAUUAGCCCAGCAGAAAAGAACCGAAGCUGCUCGACUCAAAUUAGAAGCAGAGGAAGCUGAAAGACAGUCAGAAGCCAUUGGAGGUGGGUGUAACCAGUCCGGACAAAAACUGCCUGCAAACCUGCCAACACAGCCAGAGAUAUGCGGUAAAGAAAAGGCUGCACUUUAUGUACAACACCUCGAACAAGUCCAGACACAGGGAGCCCAAUCUGAAAAUGCCAGUGAAGAAGAUUGGAUCGUUGGAUUUCGAAAGACACUGAAAGUUAAUGUUCGAUCAGUGGACCCUGGAAAAAUCCCCGUAAGAGCAGAUGUGCCUAUUUAUAAUGGCGAUCCAUUGAAGUGGUUGUCCUGGAGUGGUCUCUUCAAAGCGCUUGUACACAAUACGAAGAUGACCUCGGAAGCCAAGAUGGGAUUCCUUCACACAAAGCUUUCUAAAGAAUGUGACCAAGUGAUUGCAGGUCUAUUCCCAGACGACGAAGGAUAUGCCGAAGCCCUAAUGCUAUUACGGGAUAGAUAUGGUCAUCCAACUACGCUACAAGCAGCUCAUCUACAAGUAUUGAAAUCGCUACCUGCUGUCGAUCCUGGAGACCCAGACAGUUUAGCAAUUAGUUUCCAGACCUUCGUUGAUCAAGCGAGAAGUCACCUUGCUGUACUAAAACGAUAUAGUAUGGGAGAAUCUCCAUUUGUGUCGUCUCUUAUUUAUGAACUGACUGAUAAGUUACCACAGGAGGAUGCAAAGGCCUGGCGGACAAAAGUUGGUGAAGGUCAAGUGAAGAUGACGCUAGAAGCAUUCAGCACAUGGUUGGGAGCAAGAGGAAGGUGUUACUGGAGUGCGUUGCCCCCACAAAAUACUCGAAGAAAAGAAAAUCGUAACAACCGAAAUCGUCCCAGAAGAUCUUUAUUUGGCCAGCAUAUUGCCAAAUGCGUGAAAUGUGAUGGCAAGCAUAGGACGGAGAACUGUACAAAGUUCAAAGAGUUGUCAACGGAAGACCGUUUCAACUUUGUGAAAGAGAAACGGCUCUGUUUUGGUUGCUUAGAAGAAUCUCAUAUUUCUCGAAAUUGUCCACAGAAAAAGGAAUGCGGCAUCGGGAACUGCAAAAGGAAACAUCACCCGUUAUUACACCAAGAAGAGAAUGUGCGUUCAACCACCACCAAGACACCACAGUCCGGUGUAGCGUUUGGAGUUGUUGAAGUUUCCGUCGUUGGUGCUGGCGGCAUUCAAGUGAAAGGAAACCUUUUGUUUGAUGAUGGUUCUGACACUACGCUGGUAACAGAAUCUUUUGUGCGAAAGCUGGGAUUGCGGGGAAAGAAGAGCACGCUCAACAUUUCGGGUGUUGGAGGAAAAGAAAGCAAAAGAACGUCUUCUCAAGUGAACCUCCAUGUUAAAACACCACAAGGCAAUGCUGAAUAUGUUAAUCUCACAGCCUGGAGCCUUCCAAAGAUCUGUCAGCCAGUUGGAACUGUUCAAUGGCCUGAUAUCAAAAGAAAGUGGAAGCACCUGGAAAAUGUUAACCUGAAAGCUGUUGGUG
This is a messenger RNA of Paramuricea clavata, 1906 nucleotides long. NCBI's taxonomy places the organism in Eukaryota, Metazoa, Cnidaria, Anthozoa, Malacalcyonacea, Plexauridae. The record is from the annotation of a GenBank genome assembly.